Messenger RNA from Empidonax traillii (willow flycatcher), 3306 nucleotides. RefSeq names its product SEC23 interacting protein (gene SEC23IP). Gene Ontology annotation, cellular component: COPII-coated ER to Golgi transport vesicle. The coding region runs from base 40 to 3039 and encodes 999 amino acids. Gene Ontology annotation, biological process: endoplasmic reticulum to Golgi vesicle-mediated transport. NCBI's taxonomy places the organism in Eukaryota, Metazoa, Chordata, Aves, Passeriformes, Tyrannidae. The record is from RefSeq and is a predicted model, not a curated record. The transcript has 19 exons. Gene Ontology annotation, molecular function: metal ion binding; protein binding.
GCGGAAGGGGCCGGGGCGGGACGUGGCCGGGGCGCGGCCAUGGCGGCGGCGAAGGCCGGGGGAGGCACGGCCGGCACCGGCACCGGCACCAACCUGCUCUUCUCCUCCUCCGCCACCGACUUCAGCUUCAGCGUGCCCUUCAUCCCCGUUAGCCAGGCGCCCGCCGCGCCCGGGCCCGCGCUGCUGCCCGCCGAUGAUUCUGCAGACGUUGGGGAGGAGGACAGCUUCUUGGGUCAGACUUCUGCCAGCCCCAACCCCCCACAGACUUUCAACUAUUUCUCCCAGGUGCCCAGUAGCGGCGAUCCCUUCGGAAGCAUUGGGCAGCCACCCCUGACAACUGCUGCGAGUCCCGUGGGAGCACCGGCCUUCUCCAGGCCCCCAACCUCCCUACCACUCGUGUCUGGGGCACAGGAUGGGCACAAUGCCUUUCCACCUCAGAUUCCCAGUUCCCAGCCCUGCAGUGCCCCACCCGCUCCCCAGGUGGGCAUCCCGCCGUACCAGAGCCCUCAGCAGAGCUGUCCCCCGCCCACCAGUGCGUCAGGACUCGCCCCGGGAACACCUCAGCAAGGAUACAACCCCUACAGACACACCACCCUGAGCAGCAGAGCCAACCCCUACCUCACCCCACCCCAGCUGCAGCACAGCCACGGCCCUGCCCACACCCCAUCCGCUGUGCCACCCGUGCAGAUGUACCAGGCACCUCCAGGGCCUCUCACACAGUUCCCACAGUCCCAGCUCCAGGCUGCCAGGCCUGCAGGUCCCCUGGUCCCAGCCCCUCCGGUGCUGCUGCACAACCAGUACGAGCCAGUCCAGCCCCACUGGUUCUACUGUAAAGAGGUGGAGGACAAGCAGAUCUGGAUGCCCUUCAGCCUCCUGGACUCGGCUAAACUGGAGGAAGUUUACAAUUCUGUGCAGCCGGACCCCGAGAGCGUGGUGCUGAGCACGGACGGCGGGCGCUACGAUGUGUUCCUGUACGAGCGGCUGCGCAGAGCCGUGUACUGGGACGAGCAGCCCUCCGAGGUGAGGCGCUGCCUCUGGUUCUACAAGGGCGACAAGGACAGCCGCUUCGUGCCCUACACCGAGGAUUUCAGUGACAAGCUGGAGGCAGAAUAUAAAAGGGCAGUGACUACAAAUCAAUGGCACCGGCGACUUGAGUUCCCAAAUGGGGAGACAAUUGUCAUGCAUAAUCCCAAGGUCAUAGUUCAGUUCCAACCUGCUGCCACACCAGAUGAAUGGGGCACCUCUCAGGAUGGCCAGGCAAGACCAAGGCUGGUGAAACGAGGCAUUGAGGAUGACCAUGAUGAGAUCCCUGAUGGAGAAGUGUCCCAAAUUGACCAUCUGGUAUUUAUGGUUCAUGGCAUAGGUCCUGUGUGUGACUUGAGGUUUAGAAGCAUUGUUGAAUGUGUUGAUGAUUUUCGGACUGUUUCUCUGAAGCUGCUGCAGACUCACUUUAAGAAAGGCUUAGAGGAGGGUAAAGUGAGCAGGGUGGAAUUCCUUCCAGUUCACUGGCACAGUUCCCUACACGGAGAUGCAACAGGUGUGGACAGGAACAUCAAGAAGAUCACCCUGCCGAGCAUCGGGCGCCUGCGGCACUUCACCAACGAGACGCUGCUCGACAUCCUGUUCUACAACAGCCCCACCUACUGCCAGACCAUCGUGGACAAAGUGGGGCUGGAGAUGAACCGGCUCUACGCGCUCUUCAUGAGCCGCAACCCCGACUUCAAGGGAGGAGUCUCUGUGGCCGGGCACAGCUUAGGUUCCUUAAUUCUAUUUGACAUAUUGUCUAACCAGAAGGACUUGGCUUCAUCAGUGAAUUCUGGGCCUUUCUCUGCUGUUAAUGGGACUGUAAAGGAUGUGGCUGUUCAUGAUAAACAGGUGACUGAAGACACCAGUUCCUUGGGCUCCUCGAUUGCCACAUCUGCUGAUGACCUGUGUGAGGCUGAGGUGGAUGAGGACGUUCCCACUCUGCAGAAGGCUCUGGAAACGCUGGGUUUGUCGGAGUACGUGAGCACCUUGGAGAAGGAGCGGAUCGACAUGGAGUCCCUGCUCAUGUGUACAGUUGAUGACCUGAAGGAAAUGGGGAUACCUCUUGGACCAAGAAAGAAAAUUGCUAAUUUUGUGAAAGACAGAGCAGCCAAGCAGGAACAGAAGAAAACAAUAGCAGAAAAGAAAGCAGUGCUGGCUGCCACACUCCAAACUCAGGAAGACACCCAGAAAUCAAAAGAAUCAGUCACUUCUGUGUCCUCUCCAGAGUCUGCUCAGCUGCACUCAAAGAGGAGACUUCCAGUUGGUGCCUCUGUGUCUUCUGUGAACAUUGACUACGAGUAUUUUGAAGUUGGGACUGGCCAGGUUUCUGUGGUUUACAGUGCCCUGGACUUUGAACCAGAUAUUUUCUUUGCUCUGGGUUCUCCUAUUGGUGUGUUCCUCACUGUGAGGGGUGUGGAGAAGAUUGAUGAAAACUACAGGCUUCCCACCUGCAAGGGAUUCUUCAAUAUCUAUCACCCACUUGAUCCAGUGGCUUACAGGUUAGAACCGAUGAUCAUUGAAGACAUGGAUUUGAAACCAGUUCUCAUUCCACAUCAUAAAGGCAGAAAAAGACUUCAUCUGGAGCUGAAGGACUCUCUGUCUCGCAUGGGCUCUGAUCUGAAGCAGGGCUUUAUCAGCUCCCUGAAGAGUGCCUGGCAGACCCUCAAUGAAUUUGCUCGUGCCCACACAUCUUCAACUCAGCUGCAAGCAGAACUGGAGAAGGUAGCCAACCAAAUUAAAGAGGAAGAAGAAAAGCAAGUGGUAGAAGCUGAGAAGAUCACUGAGAGCCCCGAGCCUGCGAAGGACGAGGAUUCCUCGGUGAGGGUUGGAAUGCUCAACGGAGGACGGCGGAUCGAUUAUGUGCUGCAAGAGAAGCCAAUAGAGAGCUUCAAUGAGUACCUCUUUGCUCUGCAGAGCCAUCUGUGCUACUGGGGUUCUGAAGACACUGCCUUGCUGUUCCUCAAAGAGAUCUACAGGACCAUGAACAUCAAUCCUGAGCAGCCACAGCACUGAUGUCCAGAACAGGAAUGUCCACACCUGUUGCUCCCACAGACCUGGUGAAAAACUCUUAGGAAAGCGUCUGCUAUUUUCAUACCUUCACAUGACAGGACAAAACAUCAGACUUCUUUUUUCCUGCCAGUGCAGAACUUGCUCACGUUCUACCUUCUUGUGUCCCUCCAAGCAAACUUCAAUUCCGAGGUACUCAGCGCUGUCACUGGGGAGAUGGAUGGAAUGGCACAGUUGGGCUCCUAAAUCACCGGAAUUGGACACUUUGCCAAG